Molecule: messenger RNA, 705 nt
Organism: Oppia nitens
Lineage: Eukaryota; Metazoa; Arthropoda; Arachnida; Sarcoptiformes; Oppiidae
Exons: 3
Coding region: 212-694 (160 amino acids)
Source: RefSeq, a predicted model, not a curated record
GCUCGGGAUUAUCCUCAAAGAUGACGCCAAUGAUGUUAUCAUAUGUACUGUCAUUGAAUGUGAAGAGUCCACUGAAAGUCACCAUAGAGUUCGCCGUUUUGUGCUAACAAAGAAUUCAAAGAUUUCCUUUGAUAUUGAUCUAAGUAUACCAGUGCCAAGUUUAGGUGGUGUUGAUGUCCAACUUGAUCUAUCGUUCCCAUUGUCUAUAACAAUGCUUAAUGACACACUUAUAUUAAAUCCAAUUACUAUUCCGUACGUUGUUAUGCCAGAAGCACAGGCAGCAGCCGUUCCACUCAACUAUCCGUCAUUUUUGCCAAAUUACUACAGUUAUGAUACAUACUAUGGGACGGCCAAUGCUUCGCCAUAUUUUGCUACACAUCAAGCAAUUAAGCGAAGUCUUGACGCCGCAGCAGCACAGCAUAGAUAUGAUCUCUUCAACUCAAUUGGUGACACUCUUGAAAGGUAUGGAAUCGACGGUCGGAACUGCAUUUACAGAGCAAUCUGUGAGUUAGCCACUACUCCAUUACUUAUUGAAUCAUCACUUCAUGAGAUAUUAGAGCAUAUAUUAGAUGUUUCGCGAUCUUAUGAUGAAGAAGGACUUCUUGAGGAACAUCUAAUGGCUCAACAAUAUGGCAAAGAAGGCAAAGAUUGUGCUCAAAAAUACAGUUCUUGUGGUUUUAGUAUAUUUAAAUAAAAAUUUAAGAU